Messenger RNA from Pseudomyrmex gracilis, 2114 nucleotides. Its product is annotated as poly(A)-specific ribonuclease PARN-like. The record is from RefSeq and is a predicted model, not a curated record. Gene Ontology annotation, molecular function: poly(A)-specific ribonuclease activity; RNA binding; metal ion binding. Gene Ontology annotation, biological process: nuclear-transcribed mRNA poly(A) tail shortening. Bases 157 to 1878 code for a protein of 573 amino acids. The transcript has 12 exons. Gene Ontology annotation, cellular component: cytoplasm; nucleus. Lineage: Eukaryota; Metazoa; Arthropoda; Insecta; Hymenoptera; Formicidae.
UGCGUGAGGAUUUGUAACUUGUGUCAAUUUGUGUGUAUAUUUCAAGAUGUUUCGCGUUUAGGUUACAUUGUUUAAGUUGUUGCAAGUUGUUGAUUUCGCUUUGAAUUAUAUUAAAUCAUGUGCAUUAAAGUGCGCACAAACCAGACAACGUAAAAAAUGGAAGUAACUUGCUUGAAUUUUCAGGACGUAUUAUCUGAACUAGAUAACGUCUUACCGAAAGCCACUUUUCUUAGUAUCGAUGGUGAAUUUACUGGACUUAAUUCGGGUCCGGACGCUGGUCCGUUUGACACACCAGCUCAGUAUUAUAGCAAACUUCGAGCUGGAUCUAUGGACUUUCUUCUUGUGCAGUUUGGUUUGUCCGUCUUCACACAUGACUCAGAAACAAACAAAUAUUCUCAACAAUCUUACAAUUUUUAUGUGUUUCCCAAACCGAUGAAUCGUGUUGCACCAGAUUGUAGAUUUAUGUGUCAAGCUUCAAGCAUAGCUUUUCUAUCAAAUCAAGACUUUGAUUUUAACAAACUCUUCAAAUAUGGUAUACCAUAUCUCAACGCUGGUGAUGAAGAAAAACUUGUCACACGCUUAGAAGAGAGACAAAAAAUCAGAGAAGAAAACAAUCAGGAAAUAAUUCCAAUAUCAGAUAAUGACAAGCCUCAAGUAGAAGAAAUAUGUUCUACAAUAGAGAAUUUUCUUGCAUCAGAUGCAAAAGAAUUAAUAAUACAAAGAUGUAAUGCCUUUAUGAGAAGACUGGUGUAUCAAGAAGCAAGAAUAAGGUGGCCUAAUAAAAUAAGACUUGAAAACAAAAUAGAAAAUACUUGGAACUGUAUUUUGGUACAAAGAGCCGGCACUGAGGAAGAAGAAAAAGAAAAGGACAGUCAAAAACGAGAAAAGGAAAAAUUAGAAAUUGCAGAAGCUGUGGGACUCAGCAAUCUUUUGAAAAAAAUUGCGGAUUCCGGAAAGAUAUUAGUAGGACAUAAUAUGCUGUUAGAUCUGUGUCACAUUGUACAUCAAUUUUUUACGCCAUUACCAAAAGAAUAUCUAGAAUUCAAAACGUUGAUUCAUAAUUUAUUUCCUAGGUUAUUGGACACAAAGGUCAUCUGUCAAUCUCAGCAAUUUAGGGAUCUGGUUUCGUCAUCGAAUCUUAAUGUAUUAUUAGACAUUGUCAGCAAAUCUCCGUUUUCCAUCCCUGACGUGAUACCUGUGGAAGGACGCAGUUAUUCGAUAUCAACAGAAAAAUCACACGAAGCUGGAUACGAUGCAUACAUCACUGGAUUAUGCUUUAUUGCGUUGUCCAAUUAUCUCGGAACAUUAGAGAGAUCGGAAAACUCCACAGUAUUGGCAACCUCUCCACUGCUUAAUCCUUUUCACAACAAAGUUCCUAUAGCAAGACUGAAGGAUUUUCCGUACGUGAAUUUAGUGGGAAAAGAUCCAAAUCCCAGCAGAGAUCACGUAUUUCACAUAACAUUUCCAAAGGAAUGGAAACACUCGGAUAUAAGUCAGCUGUUUAGUCCAUUUGGAGGUGGAUAUAUCUCUUGGUUGUCGGAUACAUCCGCUUACGUGGGUUUAUAUCGUCGCGAUCAAGCUGGCGCUGCAUUGAGAAGUCUGUCCAAAGAGACCGUUUACAAGAUACAACCGUAUUUGAAGUACCAAGCCUCUUUGCAGAAUGAAUUUUCUCAUCAGGACCGCAAACGGAAGUUGUCAUCAUCCGAGAACGCGAAUAAAAAGGAUAACGAGGAAUCGGCUGCUAACGGCAAAGAAACAACCAAAGAUGACGACGGAUGGAUAGUGGCCACAGGUAAACGGCGCAAAAAGCGCAAGGAUCAAACUGCGAGCGGUUCGUCCAACAAAAAGGCUUGGCCGGAAAAUGACAAUUGGAAUUAAUUGCAAUUUGAUGCAAUUUGAUCAGCAUAAUAUUUAGUCAGCAUAAUUUAUAGUCGAAGAGCGAGAAAAUGUAUACAACAAAUGUGUAUGUAAGAGUGAAAAGUGUCAAUAUUAUCAAAUGGCGAAUCAAAAAACUUUUAUCUCGACUUUAAUCUGACUAAUUAGAUGAUAAUUCAUCUAUGUAAUGUCUUCACUCGUUCGUAAUCUUAAAAAUAAAAUUCUUUAUUUCUGCUACA